Molecule: messenger RNA, 3246 nt
Organism: Metarhizium album ARSEF 1941
Lineage: Eukaryota; Fungi; Ascomycota; Sordariomycetes; Hypocreales; Clavicipitaceae
Product: regulatory protein ral2
Exons: 1
Coding region: 1-3246 (1081 amino acids)
Biological process (GO): cell redox homeostasis
Cellular component (GO): mitochondrion; cytosol
Molecular function (GO): protein binding
Source: RefSeq, a predicted model, not a curated record
AUGGCUCUAAUCCCAGGACUAACCGUCUCCCAGAGACCCCCGCUGUCUCGUGCGAAUAGCAACCCUUCUUCGGCAUCCGAAGCCGAGCCAGACGAUCGGCACGCAACGACCCCCCAUCGUGCCAGCCCAGAUAGCUCUAGAGUACAUCGAGGUGCCCAGUCAAACUCCCCGGCGAGGAAGCUCAGCCGCAAGCGUUCUCUGCUCAACCUGACGACUCGAACUGCCUCCAUCGUGUCUUCAACAGGCCAGCAGUCUCUGCCGGAUGGCCCGGGGUCAUCGUCGCCUUCGCCCACGUCCAGGCCGCAGCCUGCGAGGAAGCCGAGUCUCAAAGACAGCCUUGAAAAACCACUUCCCCAGACGCCACCCGAAUCGGGCUCUGCCACGCCGCCGCCAGCCGGCAAAGACGACCCCGGGGAGAGCCCCCAGCUGCGAAGGAUUGAGUCUCGAAUAGACAGCCGCGCAAGCACAAUGGGCUCGGCUAGCCCAGCGGCAUCGGGCCUCCUCAUGCAUUCCGCCCACGACCAGUACAACCCGGACGUCGGUAGCAGCAUGAGCAGCUUGGCGAGCUCCUUCAAGCAUGAUGCCAAGGACGACAACAGAGCCGGACUGACGCCUCGAAGUAAUGGCCCUGCCUCGGGGACCCCGUCACCGGCUAUUGGCCAGGCAGGGAGGCCGGCCGGAGCUGCCGCGGCCGCGCCCCCCGGCACCGCUGCCCAAGGGUCCUCGACGCAUUUGUCGGGAUUAAUGUGCAACGUUCAUCGCACCACGGGUCGGGAACCACCUCCGCUGGUCGGCGCCACCACUACAAUCCUUGGAGACAAACUCUACGUGUUUGGCGGGCGGAUUCUUUCUCGAAGUCGGCCUGCCCCUUUGACGGCGGACCUUUAUGAGUUGGAUCUCAUCUCACGCCACUGGACGAGGCUGGAAACCGGGGGGGAUGUGCCGCCGCCGCGAUACUUUCAUUCCAUGUGCCUCCUGGGCGACACCAAGAUGGUCUGCUACGGUGGCAUGUCUCCUGCCUCCAACCCGACCCAGACCGCGUCGACGACGGACCAGCAACAGCAACCCGAGGUCUCCGUCAUGUCUGACAUAUACAUCUAUGACGUCGAGACGCGCAGGUGGACCUAUUUGCCAGCACAAGACGCACCCCAGGGUCGAUAUGCCCAUUGCGCUUGCAUUCUGCCCUCAUCGGCCUCCUUCUCCUCGAGUCGAGCUCCGCUGGCCGCUCUGCAACACAACCCGUCAUCUUCCAACCCCAACGAAGGCCGAAUCGGCAUCAACAUCGACGGAUCUGGUGGUGCAGAAAUGGUCAUUGUGGGCGGGCAGGACGGCGCGAAUCAUUACAUCGAGCAGAUUAGCGUCUUCAACCUACGGAGCCUCAAAUGGACCUCUACGCAACCGUUGGGCAAGAGUUGCGGCGCAUAUCGCAGCGUCGCUGCCCCUCUCCUUCCGUCCGUCACCUCCAAGGUUGGCAAGACGUACCCGAAUGGUGGCUCGCACCGAGGGGACGGGACAGGCGCAAGUGGCGAGGCCCGCGAGACUGGCUCGUCCAUGCUCAUUUACUCCAACUACAACUUUCUCGACGUCAAGCUCGAACUGCAGAUUCGAUCCUCGGAUGGGACAUUGGUGGAGAAGCCCAUGUCUGGGACCUACUCACCCCCGGGUCUGCGAUUUCCCAAUGGCGGUGUAAUCGACACGCACUUUGUCGUCAGCGGGACAUAUCUGACAUCGUCAAAGCAGGAAUAUGCGCUCUGGGCCCUUGACCUGCGCACCCUGACGUGGAGCCGCAUCGACGCUGGCGGCAGUGUUUUCAGCCAGGGGAGCUGGAACCGAGGUGUCCUGUGGAAUCGACGCAACACGUUUGUCAUUCUGGGGAACCGGAAACGAAGCCUGGUAGAUGACUACAACCACCGCCGAAUCAACUUCUCAAACGUGUGCAUGGUCGAGCUGGAGGCCUUUGGGUUCUACGACAACCCUCGCAAGACGAGUCCCAUGUCUGGUUUCAUCUCGGCGAGCAGUCCGUAUUCUGGACCCAAUCUCAGCCUCACACGCAAAGCGGGCUACACCGCCGGUGGUCGAUUGCACUCGAGAGCCAGCGAGGAGUUGGGAGAGAAGGCCCUGGCGAUGCGCGAGCUGACGGAUAUGGACAUUCUGUGCAUCGGUGGCGAGCGGAUACCAGUCAACUCCCGCAUAGUGUCGCGCAGAUGGGGGCCGUACUUUGUCCAGCUUCUGCGAGAAGGCACGGCCACGCGGGAUGGAAGCGACGCCGUGACACUCCGAUCGGGAUUGUCGAGCAACCCUCUCCGCAUGUCGGCCCUGACCAUAACACCAAACUCCAGGGACGCAGCACAGCCUCCCAGCUCGUCGAGCGGUGGCAGCGUGCUGUCGGCGGGGACUGCUCUCUCGGGCUCGACCACGCUGGCCGGGUCCCCUGGCGGCGCGGCUGGACAAGGCGACGACAUGAAUCCUGCGGCCGUCAACGCUGCCCCAACUCCGCGGUCGCUGCCACCAGGCACGAGGCCACGGUGCCUCUAUCUCCCGCACACUCAUCUGACGGUGCAGGCACUUCUGCACUUCCUCUACACGAGCUCGUUGCCGCCACCGUCGUCACCGCUGUGUACUCCCCAGAUCUUGUGCUCGCUCCUGCAGAUUGCACGACCCUACCGCGUCGAUGGUUUGCUCGAGGCCGUGGUGGAGCGUCUGCACGGAUUGUUGGACAGCCGAAAUGCUGCGGCGGUCUUCAAUGCCACGGCCAUGGCUGCCGGCGGCGGGCGUGGCAUCGACGGGUCUCUGAACCCCAACUUCUCCGUGAGCGGCUCCGACCCAGUCGGAUCGCCAAUUUCCGUGACGGACUUUUCGCUCGGCGGCACGACCGCCAACGAGUCUGCGAUGGACUUGGUUGCUGCCACAUCUGGCCUCAGCAUCAACACAGGCGUCCCGCAGUCUGUCCGGCCGUCGAGCGGGGAGAUUUCGGCCUCGACAAGCGUGAGCGGGUCGGAAUGGGGAUCAGAGGUUGGCGGCAGCGACCGCGACCACGGCUUCAUUUGGAACGGCGAGCUCAGCAGCGUCAUCGGCCUGCAGAAGCGAGGUCUCCGAGGCUUGAUGGAGGGCCGAAGAAUGCGCGAGAGAACGGGCACCGGCGGCGCGACACCCUUGGCCCACGCUGCUGGGAAUCCGGCCUACGGCGCAGCAGCCCAACCGGGUCCGAGCGGACAACGCGUAGGGCUGGGUAUUGCGGGAUCAUAG